Messenger RNA from Wyeomyia smithii (pitcher-plant mosquito), 1433 nucleotides. It is a transcript of the gene Alr, whose product is annotated as FAD-linked sulfhydryl oxidase ALR. The coding region runs from base 183 to 716 and encodes 177 amino acids. Gene Ontology annotation, cellular component: mitochondrion. NCBI's taxonomy places the organism in Eukaryota, Metazoa, Arthropoda, Insecta, Diptera, Culicidae. Gene Ontology annotation, molecular function: flavin adenine dinucleotide binding; flavin-dependent sulfhydryl oxidase activity. The record is from RefSeq and is a predicted model, not a curated record. The transcript has 2 exons.
UGAUUUGUUAAGUUAUUCUUAACAACUGGCAAUUUCUUCGUUAUUCUUCUUCAGUAAACAAUGAAAUAUUUCAUAACUAAUGUACGAAUUGCAUCACGGCGAUCACGGUCGAUGUUCACAACCUUCACAACAUAUCGUUUUAGUUAAAGCCGGUUAAUUUUAUUUACUAGCAGUAUUUUACGAUGCCUACAGCCGAAUCAUCUCAGCCGUCUACAACAAAGGAUCCGGUUCCCUGUCGCACAUGCGUAGAUUUUAAAUCGUGGUCUAAACAACAGAGGAAAGCGCUUUCUUCAAGUAGUGAAAAUAGUUCGGAAUCCGUGCCAUCCGCUUCGGCAAAAUCUCCAAAUACAAGCCACGGCUCAAAUGGCCUACCAGCGCACUGCCCCCUAGACAAGGAACGCUUAGGACUAUAUACAUGGGGCCUAUUGCAUACAAUGGCCGCAUAUUUUCCCGACAAUCCCACCAGUGAAGAACAAACUAAUGUGCGGCAAUUCUUCAGCGCUUUUGCUAGAGUGUAUCCCUGUGAAUAUUGUUCCAAAGAUUUUCAGGCAGAGCUAAAGAAAACUCCACCGGAAACAAAAUCCCAGCAUGCACUGUCCCAAUGGCUGUGCCGAAUGCAUAACACUGUAAACGCAAAACUUGGAAAACCGGAAUUCGAUUGCUCCAAGGUUAAUGAACGUUGGCGUGAUGGACCUGCUGAUGGCUCUUGUGAUUAGUGGAAUUUUAGAGAAUUGAAUAUUGUUUAUCUCAUAAAUGCGAAUAGGACUAUCUUUUACUGAAGAUUUAUAAAUCACAUAGUUUUGCUGUUAUAGUUUUCAGUUCAUUUGUGGGUGAACAUGUCUCUUUAGCAUCCUAAUUACAUUUCACUGUUGUGUGGUUAAAGAAGUAUUUUUUUUUAUAUUCUUUUAUGCAAUAUCCUAGUAGAGAUACUUUAUUUCAAAAGGAUUUCUUAAGUAGUAGUAGUAUGUAGUAACAUAUUUAUCAAGUCCAAGUUUUUUAUUAAAUUUUUGCAAUAGUUGUUUAUGGAUCUGUGAACAAAAAUGUCACAAUCAAAUUGAAAUUGUUAGUAAAUAAUUUCUUUACUUUCACAUAAAUGCAAUAUGAAAAAUAUUCUAGUACAUGCUAAUUUACACUUGAAGAUUAGUACUUAAAAAGAGGUUCUAACUCAGACGUUAGACCUCUUUUAUUUUUGUUCGUAAGUAAUUUCCAAACAUAGUAGUUUUAGGAUAGAAAUAUGAUUUUCAAAUUCCUUUUUUCUCAAAUAUAAUUAAUUUACUCCAGACACAUUUGAGGCGUUGCGAACCAGAGUGGUCUAUGUGCCAUUGAGCAAAUUGUCCAGAAGAAGCAAUUUUCGAAAAAUCUCUGAAUAAAAUUCUGUUCAACGGAUUCUUUCAAACAAAAUGUUCUAAUAUAAAGGUUAUGAAGUGGUUUAA